AUGGUGCUCGGCAUGAGCUCCAAGAGGGCCUACAAUUGGUUCAUCUCGCUCGUGGCAGCAGCGUGUAUGGUGCUUUAUGGCUAUGAUGCGUCGGUUUUCAACUCGGUCCAGGGCUCAGACAACUGGAUGGCCUACUUCAAUAAUCCAAGCGCAGCGACGAUCGGCUCAAUCAACACUGCUUACACUGUUGGCGCCAUCUUCGGUGGGUUCUUCGUUGGAGGACCGGUAGCCGACUACCUUGGUCGCAAAGUCGGCAUGGCUAUUGGCUGUGUCCUGGUUAUCGGGGCUACAUUUAUGCAAACAUUUGCUCCUCGCCAUAGCCUUGCUUGUUUCCUAGUAGGAAGAUGUAUCAUUGGUAUUGGUCAGGGUGUUGCACUGACUGCCGGACCGGUGUAUAUUGGCGAACUGUCUCCACCGGAGAUAAGAGGAAAGAUCAUGACCUUCUGGCAGAUGUUCUACUCUGUCGGGUCAUUCAUCUGCUUCUGGAUCAACUAUGCCUGCACCAAGAACGUUGAGAAGCUAGGUGAAUGGGACUGGAAGCUAGUCGUCAUCUUCCAGCUCUUGGUCCCUGUCUUGAUCCUUGCGCUGCUUCCGACAAUGCCUGGUAGCCCUCGUUGGUUCAUCAAACGCGGAAACAACAUCGAGAAGGCACGUUCCGCCCUGAGAAGAGUGCGUGACAGCGAAGAGGAAGUAGAAGACGAGAUUCUUCAGAUCCACAAGUCUCUUCGCAAGCGCAUGCUUCUUGCACUCGUCAUCAAUGCUGGCCAGCAACUUACUGGACAAGGCUCACUGAACUCAUACUCCACCAAGAUCUAUAAGAAAGUAUUCACCAGCGACAGCCAGAUCGCCUUGAUCAACGCCCUCAAUGCUACUUUCGGAAUUCUCUUCACCCUCAAUGCUGUCUGGAUCAUUGAUAGAUUUGGAAGAAAAUUCCUUCUCAUCGUUGGUGGUAUCGGAAUGGGUAUUUGCAUGAUCAUCGUCGCCGCUGUCGAAACUGAAACGCCAAAUUUAGCCAACGGGGCUAAAUCAGAAUCAGUUGGUAUAUCGAUUGUGUUCCUUCUUUUCCUAUUCAUAUUCUUCUAUAAACCAUCAUGGGGCGCAACAGUCUGGAUUUGGACCUCGGAGGUCUUUUCCAUGAAUGUGAGAGCGCAAGCAGUUGGGAUGGCCUCGCAAACUCGUUUGUGCACAAUAUCCCAAACACUUGAACAGCGCAAAACUGACCAACUUCCAGAAAACGUCGCCAACACUAUCUUCCAGCAAUUCUUCCCUAUUUUCCUCGACAACGACGGCUUCUACGCAUUCUACAUGUUUGCCGGGAUCAACUUCUUGUUGGCGCUGUUCGUCUUUUUCUUCAUUCCGGAAACUAAGCAGGUUCCGCUGGAGGAAAUUGAUGCGUUGUUCGGUGGCGCCAACCAUGUUGUGCAGGGCGAGCAGGUUCUAGCACAGCAGAAAGGAGUUGAAGCUGCUCAUGAGACACAUGAAAAGCCCGGUAGCGUCACUAUUGAGAACGUUGAGACUCGCAGCGAGUUCCGUUGA
This is a messenger RNA of Penicillium maclennaniae, 1536 nucleotides long. RefSeq names its product putative MFS sugar transporter. Gene Ontology annotation, molecular function: carbohydrate:proton symporter activity. NCBI's taxonomy places the organism in Eukaryota, Fungi, Ascomycota, Eurotiomycetes, Eurotiales, Aspergillaceae. Gene Ontology annotation, biological process: transmembrane transport; carbohydrate transport. The transcript is spliced from 6 exons. Gene Ontology annotation, cellular component: membrane. The record is from RefSeq and is a predicted model, not a curated record. The coding region runs from base 1 to 1536 and encodes 511 amino acids.